Messenger RNA from Chrysochloris asiatica (Cape golden mole), 1104 nucleotides. It is a transcript of the gene GPR183, whose product is annotated as G protein-coupled receptor 183. Gene Ontology annotation, molecular function: G protein-coupled receptor activity; oxysterol binding. The transcript has a single exon. Gene Ontology annotation, biological process: G protein-coupled receptor signaling pathway. The coding region runs from base 25 to 1104 and encodes 359 amino acids. The record is from RefSeq and is a predicted model, not a curated record. NCBI's taxonomy places the organism in Eukaryota, Metazoa, Chordata, Mammalia, Afrosoricida, Chrysochloridae. Gene Ontology annotation, cellular component: membrane.
UGGGCACCACUGAAGGAUUUAAAAAUGGAUUACAACCUGACCACACCGUCCACCACUCCUCAGGGAGACGACUGUGACCUGUACAUGCAUCAGAACACAGCCCGGAUAUUAAUGCCUCUGCAUUACAGCAUUGUCUUCAUCGUUGGGCUUUUUGGGAACUUACUAGCCUUGGUUGUCAUUUUCCAAAAUAGGAAAAAAAUCAACUCUACCACCUUAUACUCAACCAAUUUGGUGAUUUCUGACAUACUGUUUACCACAGCUUUGCCUACACGGAUAGCUUAUUAUGCACUUGGCUUCGACUGGAAAAUAGGUGACGCCUUGUGCAGGAUAACGGCUCUUGUGUUCUACAUUAAUACCUAUGCAGGUGUGAACUUCAUGACCUGUCUGAGCAUUGACCGGUUCUUUGCUGUGGUUCACCCUCUGCGCUACAACAAGAUGAAACGAAUUGAACAUGCCAAAGGUGUCUGUCUGUUUGUCUGGAUUCUAGUAUUUGCUCAAACACUCCCCCUCCUCAUAAAACCUAUGUCAAAGGAUGAGGCUAAAAGGACUACCUGCAUGGAAUACCCAAACUUUGAAGAAACCAAAUCUCUUCCCUGGAUUCUGCUUGGUGCAUGUUUAAUAGGAUACAUUCUUCCACUCAUAAUCAUUCUCAUCUGCUAUUCCCAAAUCUGUUGCAAACUCUUUAAAACUGCCAAACAGAACCCACUAACUGAGAAAUCUGGUGUCAACAAAAAGGCCCUCAACACGAUCAUUUUCAUAAUCAUUGUGUUUAUUAUCUGUUUCACACCUUAUCAUAUUGCAAUCAUCCAACACAUGAUUAAGAAACUUCGUUUCUCUGACCUCCUUGACUGUAGCCAAAGACAUUCGUUCCAGAUUUCUCUACACUUCACUGUGUGCCUGAUGAAUUUCAACUGCUGCAUGGACCCAUUCAUUUACUUCUUCGCAUGUAAAGGUUACAAGAGAAAAGUUAUGAAGAUGUUGAAACGCCAAGUCAGCGUAUCAAUUUCCAGUGCUGUGAGGUCGGCCCCAGAAGAAAACUCCCGAGAAAUGGCAGAAACACAAACGAUGAUCCAUUUCAAGUCUUCAAAUGGAAAGUCAAUGUAA